Messenger RNA from Alternaria atra, 651 nucleotides. RefSeq lists its product as uncharacterized. The record is from RefSeq and is a predicted model, not a curated record. The coding region runs from base 1 to 651 and encodes 216 amino acids. The transcript has a single exon. Lineage: Eukaryota; Fungi; Ascomycota; Dothideomycetes; Pleosporales; Pleosporaceae.
AUGACAGCUCUGACGAUCGCCAAAUCUUGCGCACUCGAGUCCCAAGCGACACCAUAUCUAGUUAGUACACUCACAGUGGCAUUAAGGGAUGAGGGCGCAGACGAGAAGAAAGUGGAAAUAGCGAGGGCGAUAUGGGAAAAUAGUAGCAAUUUAUGCAAGGCAAAAGAGGUUGGAGCAAUGCUGGGUACAGUCGAUAUCCUGCAAAAAGGGCUCUACCUCCUAAUUGAAGGGGCCAAGGAAUGUUCCUCAUCCCAAGUUACAGCGCAAUUACAACGCCGUCUCAAUGCUGCCAUAGCUGAGUGCUUAGCUGGCAAAGACGACGAAAUACGGGUUGAGAAAGCUGUUCGCGAGUCAGCAACACCAACCCAUCUCGAAGGCAGCCAAGGAGCUUCUAGCUCCAUUAACAAGGGUCAGAAACAGUCUAGUGAGGCUCCGAAGCUUGUUCCAAACUAUUUAAGCUAUAACGACGACUCUUCUGCGAGCCACAUUGAUGGCCCCCAAAGUCGAGCGUCAAAUGAAGACAAGAGGGGGAGUGUGGCGAGAGAAGCCACUAGUGCUGAUCUGGACACUAUUGAUCAGCUUAUUUCGGACGAAGCAAACGCUGCUAAAGCUCGACCCUCGACUGCUCCUACUGGGAAAACAGCAAGAUAG